AUGAAGCUGUUUGAGGACAUUGAUACCAUCCCUUCUUCUUCUCUAUUCUCACUGCCUAACAGUAGUCUGGAGUAUUCAGAGGAAGCCUCUAAGAAUGAGUUCACCAUUUUAGGGGGGAUAUCUCUAAAUAAACUGCUUUUUUUGGUUGAAUGUUUCAGAUUCUUUGAGUAUAUCUUGCUCUACAAAGAUGGAGUGAUGUUUCAGAUUGAACAAGUGACCAAGCUUUGCUCCAAGAUCGCUCUGACAGAGCCGUGGGAUCCAUAUGAUAUUCCUGCCAACUCAACUUAUGAAGAUCAGUACUACAUUGGGGGACCUGGAGACCAAAUUAUGGUACAGGAAUGGUCUGACAGAAAACCAGCCAGGAAAUCGGAAUCCUGGGUUGGUGUUUACACAGUCAAGGACUGUUACCCAGUCCAGGAAACCUACACCAAGAACUCCAGCGUGACGACCUCCACUCGCUUCUUUGACCUCCAGCUUGGCAUUGCUGACCCCUCGGUGUUCACCCCACCCAGCACCUGCCAGGCAGCCCAGAUGAGAAGGAUGGAUGAUGUCUGCUGAUCGUGGACACUGGCUGCCCCAGGAAAACACUGCUGAGCCAAGAGGAUGGUGGUUAAUCCUCAGCUGCUGCUCUCUGAGCUGAUUU
Messenger RNA from Merops nubicus (carmine bee-eater), 643 nucleotides. It is a transcript of the gene EPDR1, whose product is annotated as ependymin related 1. NCBI's taxonomy places the organism in Eukaryota, Metazoa, Chordata, Aves, Coraciiformes, Meropidae. The record is from RefSeq and is a predicted model, not a curated record. Gene Ontology annotation, molecular function: calcium ion binding. The coding region runs from base 1 to 558 and encodes 185 amino acids. Gene Ontology annotation, cellular component: lysosome; extracellular region. Gene Ontology annotation, biological process: cell-matrix adhesion. The transcript is spliced from 3 exons.